Molecule: messenger RNA, 2163 nt
Organism: Syngnathoides biaculeatus (alligator pipefish)
Lineage: Eukaryota; Metazoa; Chordata; Actinopteri; Syngnathiformes; Syngnathidae
Product: proline-rich transmembrane protein 2
Exons: 5
Coding region: 328-870 (180 amino acids)
Cellular component (GO): membrane
Source: RefSeq, a predicted model, not a curated record
CGAGGGAGGGACAGGGAGGCGCUUCUCGGGGACGUUUGUCGCAUCCGCUCUUUGCUCUGCUUGCCGUCGGCUUCGGCUACAGAACAACAAGCCGAAGUUGACUCGUCGGCUGCCAAUCGCGGCGAAGAUAAGAUGCACCCGAAGCCAAACGUUCACAUUGAUCAUUCCUCCCUGCGAUGUGCGUAGGGUUCGAGCCCGCCUUCCUGCACGCGCACCGGCUCGACGUCCGUCACGUUAGCUGCAGCUCCGGUCGGCUGUGGAUAAAUCUUAGGCGUUGGUCCGCGUUUAUCUGACUUUGCAUCUGUGUGACGCCGCCCCUUAAGCAGCAUGGAUGAGUCGCAACGCGCGCUAGGCGGACACGACGAGCGCCCGGCGGCGACGAGCCAUUCGGGUGACGGCGCACGACCGGGCCCGGCCUCGGGAACCGCGGAGCACCUGGCAGUGAGCGGCGUGACCGGCAACGGCGCGGGGCCCGCGCCGGCCGACGCCCCUCCCGGCCCAGCCAAAGGGGGUCAGGCCAACGGGCGUCCUCGUUCCAGUUCCGCGUCGCUCGGCUCCCCGCGGCCGUCGCUCGGGCGCCGGCCCAGCGCCUUGACGGAGAUUCCCGAGGGUGCGGCCGAAGAGUCCAAACCUCCGGACUUCCUGAUGCUGGCCAUCCUGUCCUGCUUCUGCCCGCUGUGGCCCAUCAACAUUGUGGCCCUCACCUUCUCCGUCAUGUCUCGCAACAGCUUGCAGCAGGGGAACGUGGACGGCGCCCGCCGUUUGGGCCGCAAUGCCAUGAUCCUCUCCGUGGUGUCCAUCUUGGGAGGCGUCGCCAUCAUCGCGGCCGCCAUCGCACUCAACCGCGAACUGAUUUUGAAAUCUGGAUAAGGCAGCAGCGCCCACUUCCUGUUCCUGCACGUCGAGCAUGUGCCUGAUGUUCUACCUCCGGCGUGGGAAUCCUUGUUGCCACAGAGGACGUUAGGAAACGUCUUCUGCGUGAGCGACAAAAGCAUUUUUCGCAUUUGAAUGUUUACAAAGUCGGAGGCCGUUCCGUUGGCGGACGGACGAGCUGAAGUCCCGCUGCAUGUUUGCAACCUUUGACCGCGGAAUGCGGUGACACAUUUUUGCCACGCGGUCUCCUUCCGAUCGUCACUUGCAUGCCGGUUGCUUGACUGACGGCCACAGACGAGGAGCACUCAGCUAACGUGAAAUUCAUACCGUAAUAAUCGCAAUCACCAAAUGAGUUUAUGUGCCGACUCGACGCCAAUGUGCCCGUUUUCGCUUUUGGAGUACAAAUGGACUCCGUCAAAUGAAAGUUGACUUGCUUGGAUUUGUCCGCAUUUUGAUCCAGAAAACAUGUCAUGAAGUUUUGAAUCUUCAAUGAUGACAACUUGAGUUUGUAUUGUGACCCCCACCCACCCAAAAAAAAAAAAAAAUAGACCUGAUGCUAGUUUUGUUUUGAUCAACUUGCCUUUUUUUUUUUUUUUUUUUUAAUCCUGGAGUAUUUGAGUUAUACUCAUACAUUGCCACAGGAACUGUUUAUGAUGGGGGGGGGGUCAGCUCUUCUUUGUAACAUGAUCUUUGUAUUUUGAUUGUUUCUUUUAUUUUAUGUAUUUAUUUUUACAUCCAUUCAGCUGCUUCCUGCUGGCUCCUUCUCAAAUAUCACAGAAUGUUUUGUCAAUGCAUGGACAUUUAUAAGAUUUCAAAAUAAAGAUCACUUUACAUGCGACUGCUGAUCAAAUCACUUAUUCACGAUUAGUGUAUGUGUGUGUGUGUGUGUGUGUGUGGAGGGGGGGGUUCAAUUUUCAUUCUCAAAGGGAUUUUCUUGGUUUUCCCACCAACUUGGGGUUAAACCAAUUAUUCGUCUAACAACUCCACCUUGACGCCGACUAAAUCAACGACGUUUGUGUGACAGGUCUUCCAAUGGACAGAUGACCUUUGACCCGCUCAUCUGACAACAUUGUCAUAAAAAAAAAAAAAGCUGCUGGUGGAUGAAUGUAGCAGUCAGCCUCAAGUUUUGGAUGUUCCCCAUCGCUGCUCGUAAAUAAUUACAAAUCAAAACUCACAGCGGCAGGUUGAGAGAAUUGGCAACGGAUCGGCCGGGCCACCCAGCAACACGUACGCCAGUGCGCAUACGACAACGCACCAACAUCACAGUUGCAAGACUCCAAAGGCAAAACU